CUAUGCUCCCCCGCGUCUGGUCUAUUUAUUGUCGCGGGGAAGCAGCGGCCGCCCUGUACCCGGAACAACAAAGCACGAAAGACGGAGCCCGAGCCUUCGGGGCUCCUAGCAACCGGCCGGGGCAGGAGUUCCAUGGAGACUGGGGAGCGUGCUCGCCUCAUCAUCAUCCUUAUCCUCCAGCUUAUCCUUCGCGUCCGCCGCAACCGGCAGCAGCGCUGCCGCCGCGUCCUCUGCCGCCGCCCGCUCUUCCCACGGAUGUGAUCUUCGUGGUGGGAAGCCAAGUUUUUAAACUACCCCAAUGGAUGCAGACAGUGAUGUUGCAUUGGACAUUCUAAUUACAAAUGUAGUCUGUGUUUUUAGAACAAGAUGCCAUUUGAACUUAAGGAAGAUUGCUUUAGAGGGAGCAAACGUAAUUUAUAAGCGUGAUGUUGGAAAAGUAUUAAUGAAGCUUAGAAAGCCUAGAAUUACAGCUACAAUUUGGUCCUCAGGAAAAAUUAUUUGCACUGGAGCAACAAGUGAAGAAGAAGCUAAAUUUGGUGCCAGACGUUUAGCCCGUAGUCUCCAGAAACUAGGAUUUCAGGUAAUAUUUACAGAUUUUAAGGUUGUUAACGUUUUGGCAGUGUGUAACAUGCCAUUUGAAAUCCGUUUGCCAGAAUUCACAAAGAACAAUAGACCUCAUGCCAGUUAUGAACCUGAACUUCAUCCUGCUGUGUGCUAUCGGAUAAAAUCGCUAAGAGCUACAUUACAGAUUUUUUCAACAGGAAGUAUCACAGUAACAGGACCCAAUGUAAAGGCUGUUGCUUCUGCUGUGGAACAGAUUUACCCAUUUGUGUUUGAAAGCAGGAAAGAGAUUUUAUAAUUCACCACUUAAUUGGUUAGAAUCCUUAACUGAGCACCUUUUAAAACCUGCUGCACAUUGGACUCAAAAGGAAAACCGGACCAACAGUAACUGAGGAAAUAGACUCUUUUAUUCUUUCACGGCUACAGUGUAAGCUCCAGGCCCUUUGGAUUUUAUUUCAAACCUUGCUGUAAUAUAAAAAGGAAGUUUACAAGACGUGACAUUGCUGCUUUUACAAAAGGACACUUCUAUUUAUUUUCGCAGUGAUUUUCAUGUCCCCGUGAGCAGAGCUGUCGCCGUGUGCACUACCGCAGAUUGCUUUGUUGUUGUCAUUAUUUUUUUUCCAGUUUGAGCUAAUGUGUUUUAUUUGUGAAUAGUCUUUUACAUUUUUGUAUGCUGAAUAUGGGCACCAAAGAACCUGUCAAAGUUAUCUUUUUCAAUUGAAUGUGCACAAAUAAAAGUUUGGAAAAGAUCUCUCUUCAUAUCCAUUCUAUAACUUUUAUUCCCCAUUUUUCUAUUUUAACAAAACUUGUAUUCAUAAUUCUUUUUUUUAAUCUAUGCAAGCUUAGACUUUUUGCUAAAGUGUGUCAGCUUCGUUUUGAAGUGUAUUUUGUAAAUAUACAUAUGCCACGUGUGUACAGUAUCUUUUAAUGCUCUGUUACCAAAUAUCAAAUAGGAAUUUUUUUUUCUUGAAGAUUAGAAAUGAAAACCUGUAUAUAAAUUGUAGGGAACCAGAAUAGAACUUUAUAGAUUAAGCAUAAUGUUUUAUGUUGCUAAUUUAACAUGGUAGAAAAUGUUAACCAUCUUUUAAAAGUUGCAGAGUUGUAGUUUUAAAAAAAGAAACCUCUUAUUACCUACAAGAUAAAUACGAGAAAAGCUGUGAUGGGUUGUACCUCAUAUGUACCUUUGUUAUUCUGGAAAGACUCAACUCUGGUUAUAGGAAAAGAAUAAUCUGAGGUUGAUACUCAAGGCUGUAUAUUAGGAGUCUUGUCAGAAGUUGAAACAUUGUGCUGUUUUAACAAGAAGUGCCCCAGGGUGACUAUAUUAAUACUGCAGUUCAACUUGAACUUGAAAGCCAUUUUGCAAGAUGAGUCUUUCUCCUUGCUGUGUCUUAUUGAAUGAAGCUAAAGAGUGACUAUUCAAUACAUGGGAUUGUGACUUUAAGUUAACAGUAAAUACACAUUUGUGAACAGUAAAUACACAUUUGGCUCACCCAUGAGCCCAGAAUGGUAAUAAGAGUAUCAAGCUGUAGUGAUGCUCGACCAAUUGAGUAUUAACUAACAAUGAUUUUACCUAGAAAUAAAACUAAGUGGAGAGUCAUACUAGCUUCUCAGUAAACAUUAAUAGAGAUAAUAAUACAACACAGUCUUCCACUAAAACCUUGAAUUCCAAAAUGUUUUGGAACCUUUGUGAAAAAUUGGAACACUUUAACCUCUAUAUUCUAGUACAUUUUCCCUACCAUGUUCUAAAAUCUUGAAAACUGUACUGAACAAGACAUACUAUUUUAUGUUUAUCUUUGUCUUCUCGAUACCUUCCCCUGCCCUUCCUCUCACUCUUCCUAAGUUGGAGGCAAGAGCUAACUUUUAUAUUUUCUCUCUUGAGAGAGACUUAAUUGUGAUUUUCAGACUUCUUUCUUUCUUUUUACGUUUGUGUUUAGGUAGCCUCAUAAAAUAUAUACAGAAUAAAAUUCAAUGGAAAUUAUAGGUUCUGGGCAGACUGUUUGAAAAAUUUUGAGUUUUCACUAAAACUUAAUUAACAGUAAUUAAGUGAUCUCCUGUUCUGCAGUGUUCACAGAAAAAGAAAUGGAGAAGGAGGGCUGGAGGGGAACAUGGGCUGGAUAUAGCCAAGAUGCAGAUCCAAAUGUUGUAAGACUUUUCAGUAUUGGAGGGACUUGAAAACUAGGUAGAUCAGUAGCUCAUCAAAACGCUUUCUCAGAAAAGAGGAAGAAAGACAAUCUGACUGGGUCUGGUUUCAGGGCUGCUGCUCGUGUGUCGCCUGGCAAAGUGUCACGGGUGUGACCCACUAUCCUUAAAGCUGGUAAGAAAUGAGUGUGUCUGAUGUCUUCUGGCUUUUCACAAGUGCUGUACAUUUUUUUUAUAAAUAAAAACUGUAAAUAUAUA
Messenger RNA from Capra hircus (goat), 2958 nucleotides. RefSeq names its product TATA-box binding protein like 1 (gene TBPL1). Gene Ontology annotation, biological process: DNA-templated transcription initiation. The transcript has 7 exons. Lineage: Eukaryota; Metazoa; Chordata; Mammalia; Artiodactyla; Bovidae. Gene Ontology annotation, molecular function: DNA binding; general transcription initiation factor activity. The coding region runs from base 299 to 859 and encodes 186 amino acids. The record is from RefSeq and is a predicted model, not a curated record.